AUGGCCCGCUCGACCUUCGCACUCCUUGCCGUGGCAGGCCUCGCUUCGGCUGGCAGCCUCAUGGCCCCGCGACAGGAUAACGAGACAAAGGCUGCGGUCGACAUUACUGCGCUGAACAAGAACGUCUCGGCGACGUCUGGGUCGGGCGCCGUUAGUGCUGCGGGAACGCUGGCGCCGUUUGGGGGGAUCGGGGUUGGGGGUGGCCUGCAAUCUGGCUCUGAAGCCUUUGGUCUCGGCGGUGGGUUCACCAUCACCAAGGACACGAUGAACAUUGGUCUGGGUAUCGGCAUCAACCCGAUCAACUUUAACUCCAGCGUCAGUUACGAGGCAUCGACCAACGGCACUGUGAGCUUGGUAUUCACUUCGACUUCGGCGAUUAAGUGCGAGGAGACGACUGUUGAUGGGGUUAAGGGCGUCAAGUGUACUUCAACCUAA
Colletotrichum phormii is the source of this 435-nucleotide messenger RNA. RefSeq lists its product as uncharacterized. Bases 1 to 435 code for a protein of 144 amino acids. NCBI's taxonomy places the organism in Eukaryota, Fungi, Ascomycota, Sordariomycetes, Glomerellales, Glomerellaceae. The transcript is spliced from 4 exons. The record is from RefSeq and is a predicted model, not a curated record.